AUGUCCGCCAGAUCUCUUCACGUUAGUCAUUCGGCACCUAAUCUUACUCCUCUGCAAGCGGUGCAUAUCUCGAGGCGUGGCGGCGGCGGCGGCACCUUAGGUGUCAGUUCAUGUGCUACUGCUCCACUGCUUCCACCGACCUCGUUUACACCACAGCAUCAACCAAACCAACAACCACCCAUCACCACUUCUGUUCAACUACAGCAUCCGCCACCCGUUGGCAACAACGAUCAUACUGUGCAGGUUAGCACUCACUCAAAAUCCUCACUCAAACGCACUGGAACGCUGCAAAAAAAAAAUCAAAUUACAUCUCUACCUUUCUGCAAAUGCACAAUCUAUUACACAAAACAGUUUUCGCUAUCACUUGCUCAAAACUCUUCAUCUAGUUUCAUUCCAAAAGGGAGCCAUCUGAACAGAAUUAUCAUUUAG
Anisakis simplex (herring worm) is the source of this 429-nucleotide messenger RNA. NCBI's taxonomy places the organism in Eukaryota, Metazoa, Nematoda, Chromadorea, Rhabditida, Anisakidae. The record is from the annotation of a GenBank genome assembly.